AUGACCUCAUUGACAAAUGACACCAAAUCUUCGGGUAUUUGGCUCAAGAGCACGUCGUCAUUGUCCAUGUCGCUCAUUUCUGACUCUCUUUCGUUCAGUAUUGACUCAAUUCCACCAGAGCUUCGUGGUGAUCCAUAUGCACUUCGUCAUAGUUUCACACUCGAUCCGUCCACAAUGGAUGAGCAAAAGGCGUAUCAUUGCUACGGACUUGAGCAAGAUGGGGCUCUACGACCUGGAGGACAGAUAUCUCUGUUCACACGACGGACAAUCGGUCUCUUGUUAAAUUACUUUGCUAUCGGUGCUAUGUUUGGUGGUAUGAACAGCGCCAUUGUCCCUUUCUUGAGAAAGUAUCUUUUGCUGGAACAGUAUCAAGUCAAAGCGUCAGGAGUACCUGAGGUUGGGAAUUCACGAGAAGCGUGGAGGUAUGUAUUACUGAUGACAAUUGGGACGAUUGGAUACUUUUUGGCGAGUGUGGCGGCCGAUGGCAUGAUGGUGGAGGUGGCACAACGGGAACCACUGAUGACACGAGGGCAUACGCAAAUGAGCAUUUCUGUGGCGAGGACGGCUGGCUCACUCUUUAUGAGCCUUUUUGUGUCUGGAACGCUCAAUGGACUGGAGUAUGGAGGAAGCUUUUCGUGGUCGUUAAGUUUGAAUCAGAUCAUGUUCGCUUUUGCAGCGUUUGCAUUAAUACCGCUUGUAGGGUCCAUUUGGUGUUUGCAUGAAGACUUUGCAGUUCAAAGGGCACUGGUUUUCUCGUGCUCCGAUAUUGUCUCGUGUUCUGCUGCACCGCCUAAUACGACCUCCCUCAAUCCACCACUGAAUUUUAGCGAUCGCUGUCAGCUCGUUUGGAGACUGAUACGAAGUCGGAUAAUGUGGCAACUACUAGUGUUUGAGCUUAUUUCGAGUUUUUGCUUGACGAUCAACUCAAGUGCAAAACCAGCGAUUGAAGAGAUUUGGAUUGGUGUAGGUGCCUGGCCAAAUGCACUCGGGACAGCAGUGUGGAGUGUGGCUUUUAUUGGUGGUCUAUUUAUGACUCGGUGUUUUUUUAUGCAUUCGGGAUGGAGGCGUCUUUACUGUGCUGCAAUUUUAUGGAUGGUGGGCGUCGAUGUUGUUAUGGUAACAUGCACAAUUUCUGAUGUGAUGAGAAAUUGUAAUUUUUGGAUGUACAUGCAAGUGCUUGCGGCACCAGCAGUGGGGAUGCGCUUUCUAGUUCAGAUAUUGCCGAUUAUUGAGCUUGCACCGCGUGGAAUCGAAGGUACUGCUUAUGGUCUAGUGAUCACAUUUCGCUACAUUGCCAUCCCAUUGGGUACAACAACAUUUAAAGUCAUCGGUUCGUAUUUCUCGAUCUCGGACGAGGACGUGCAUCGUGACUCCGACUCUACACGGCUACAGAUCGCCUACACAUACCUUAUUGCGUGGGCUUUCCAGCUUAUGAGUCUCGCCUUCAUAGGAUUGUUUCCAUGUCAGAAACUCGCGAUUCAGCACUUGCGUUACCAUGGAGGCUACAGCACUUUAGCGGGGUGGCUUGUAGUUAUUGUGAUGUUUUGUGCUCUUAUUUACGCGACGACCGUGAGCAUACUAUUGCUUUCGAAGAGUACGUCUUGCCUUCGUAUGGCUGGGGGCUCAGGGUGCUGA
Molecule: messenger RNA, 1635 nt
Organism: Peronospora belbahrii
Lineage: Eukaryota; Oomycota; Peronosporomycetes; Peronosporales; Peronosporaceae
Source: the annotation of a GenBank genome assembly